Messenger RNA from Salvia splendens (bonfire salvia), 2639 nucleotides. RefSeq names its product probable glycosyltransferase At5g03795. The transcript has 2 exons. The record is from RefSeq and is a predicted model, not a curated record. Lineage: Eukaryota; Viridiplantae; Streptophyta; Magnoliopsida; Lamiales; Lamiaceae. Gene Ontology annotation, molecular function: glycosyltransferase activity. The coding region runs from base 1269 to 2537 and encodes 422 amino acids.
CUCAACAGGGAAAAAAUUCAUUACAACAAAAUAAAGUCUACAUUCUAGAACCAUGGUAAGAAUAUUUAUUUACGUGUUCAGUGACUCAUAUUUGAUUAGGCCAAGAAAUAAAACUGGUCAAGAAUUGUGUCAAGAGGGCCACGACUCUUGUUUUAUUUUUUCCAUUCAGUGGAGCUGAUUUGGGGAAGAGGUUGAAAUAUGCCAAUGUAAAGUAUUGUCUAAAAAGACCAAAAACACCUCAAAUGUUUCCUAUAUUUCCAUGAGUUGUCCCUCUGCAAAAUAAUGGCCGCCAUUAGAAGAGGUUAAGAUGUCACCCCCAUCGCCUUCAAUUUCAUCCACGCCCGUCUCCUCCGCACUGCCGCUGCUCACCGUCGUCCUCAGUUCUGUUCGACUCAUCUCCUCUCCCUCUUCUAUUUGGUCUCUCUCUCAUCUCCUGCAUCAUCGCUCGCCGCAACUGGUCUCGCCUCCGCUCCGUCGUCAGUCUCUCACUCCCUUCCGUCUCGAUCUCACUCUCCGCAAAUUGGAUGAAACUUGUUGCUGCUUCAAUUAAUAUGCUGCGCUGGCAGAAAUUGGAAGUGAAGACUGAACUUUCUGGUCUUUGAUUUUGGGGAAAUGAAAACGAUGGGGUAAAAUCGUAAUCUUAUCUUCAAUUCUUGGUGUCAGCCGCACUCCCAGAUUCAUAAACCACCUAUUGCGCAAGAAAGGAAUUUUGCAUAUUUCUGAUGAACAGUGGCGGGCCCUUACUCAUUUCAAGGGCUCACAUGAAUUAUAUAUUGUAAACCGAACGCAUGUAAAUGGACAGAAUUGGAGUCAUUUAUUGGCAUUUCUGACGGAGUGAACCCGUCCUUUUAAGAGUAUUAAAAAAAGGUACUGUAUCUUGUCAAACAGAGUCGAGUGACACGCAAACCGAGGUUUCCUGUCUCUCUCUCCUUCACUAUCUGUCGUCUCAGGUAGUAAUAACGUUGCCUUGCCUCCACCGGAAAAGUUCCAGAGCCACCACCUCCCCCCCUCUCUCAACUCCCCUCCGCCCUUCACCUCCUCCCACUUCUCUUCGCUCUUCAUGCCCAUCGCUCCCCCACCUAAUCCUAAAGCAAUUAAAUGCCCCCAGAUCAGCACAACUCACCUUAAUUUCCUUCCUUAAUUUGCCCCCUUCACCUUCAAUUUUAUGCUAAUCAUUAUUGGAGUAUUUACCAGUUCUAUAGAAAAGCCUCACUCAUCAUCAUCAUCGACUUUCCCUCAGUUCAAACUUAGAGAGAGAGAGAGAGAGAAUGACUCUGCCGUCUCUGCGCAACAUGUUAAGAUCUCCACAUCGAAAAUGGUGGAACACAUACUUCUUGAUAAUCUCACUCCUCUUCAUCACAUCCUCCACCAUUUCAUCCCUCCGCCCUCAAAUCCCCCCACUCAUUCCGCCGCCCAACAACACUCCUGACUACUCACCCCCAACACUCACCACUCCUUACCACAAUUGGGAAAUCUUCAACGCUGAUUACCAACAGAUGCUAAACAAACUAAAGAUCUAUGUCUAUCCCGAUGCCUUUUCAAGCAACAAAUCUAAUUCUUCCCCCACCGCCGCCGUAUUCCUCCCCAACCCCGACCCCUUCAACCCCAAAACCGGCAACUACUACAGCGAGCACGCGUUCAAGCUCGCCCUGCUGCGGAGCUCCCUCGUCACGGAUCAUCCCGGCGAGGCGGACUUCUUCUUCAUGCCGUUCUCCGUCAACGUGAUGCGGUAUCACCCCCUCGUCCGCUCGGAGUCGGCCAUCUCCGACUUCGUGGCGAGCUACGUGUCCAGAAUCAGCUCGGAUUCUGGGCACGGGAACGCCUCCGGAGGCACGGACCACUUUUCGUGCUGCCACUCAGUCGGCCGUGAUGCCGCAUCCAAGCACUGGGAACUCCACAACAAUGCCAUUCAGAUUACUUGUUCAUCUAGCUACUUUCAGAGGCUAUACACACCCCACAAAGAUGUAGCAUUGCCUCAAGUCUGGCCUCGGCCUGAUAUCGAAGCUCCCGACCUUCCUCAUCGGAGGACUGAGCUCGUCUUCUUCGCGGGUAGAGCUCAGAACUCUGCCGCUCGGCUAGAGGUGCUGCGCCUCUGGGGGAACGACUCCUCGUUCCGUAUAUUUGCGGGGCAUUCAUCGAUGCCGUAUGAGGAAGGUUUCAGGAGAAGCAGAUACUGCCUCCACAUCAAAGGGUACGAGGUGAACACAGCCAGAGUUGUGGAUGCUAUCCACUACGGCUGUGUACCUGUUCUCAUAUCUAACUACUAUGAUCUCCCAUUUGCUAAUAUUCUGGAUUGGACCAAGUUCUCGAUCAUACUCAACCAACACGACAUUCCUCAGUUGAAAAACAUCAUAACAUCAGUGCCAGAGGAGACGUACCUCGACCUCUAUCGCAACUUGUGUGUGGUUAGGAAGCACUUCAGGUGGUCUGCUGUGCCUCAAAGUUACGACACAUUCCAUAUGACUGCGUACCAGCUCUGGCUGAGACGAGGCUUGCACCGUGUCACUUCAUCAAUUCUCUGUGUAAGAACCAUGUAAAUUACUUGAUAUAGUCAUGAUCUUGUUGAUUUUACAGUGUAUAGACAGUAACAGAAAUGUAAUAACAACACAUGAAAAAGAUGAAAAUACUUCAUACAUAAA